Molecule: messenger RNA, 762 nt
Organism: Phytophthora sojae
Lineage: Eukaryota; Oomycota; Peronosporomycetes; Peronosporales; Peronosporaceae
Exons: 1
Source: RefSeq, a predicted model, not a curated record
UGGAAGUGUUACGAGGCCCUGCUGGCCACCCCGUUGGUUGUGCUGGAGUCCAAGGGCGAGCAUGAAGACGGGCUGUGGAGGUUGGUCUACAAGUGGCUUGACGCCCUCCACGAGUGGUGGUGCGUCUUCUUGCCUGAGACUUGGGCGUCGGGACGGAAGGCGUGCUCCAAGUACUGCACGGGGGCGAGUCUGGUGUCUGGCCGUUCGGUCGCCCGUGCCAAGCUUGUCGCCAAGGUGGUAUGGACGCUGACGUCCCGGAUCCUGUUCUCGGCGUUCUACGCCGUGCUGUUCACCUACGAAGUCGUCGAAUGGAUCUGCCAGGGCGUGGCCGGCGUGUUCGCUGUAGUCGUGGUCUUUGAUUGCUGGUUCGCCUCCGAGGAGGGCGAGCAUGCAAUAGUGACUAACUACUGGUUGCUGGUGGUGAAUGUUUGGGUUGCGCUGGUAUGCAUAACCAGUAAGUUGUGGAGGUUGUACGAGGCGUCGGCGGGCGAGCGUUCGCCGCUGACUAUGGCCACGGAGGGCUACGCUGCGUGGUGCGCGGCUCUCGAGGAGCAGGAGCAGGCUGAGCGUCUAAGUGAGGCAUUUUGGAGGAUGGACGGUGGGGGCAAUGCGCCGAGAGUGCAGGUGCGGACGCGAAGUGGAUUGCAGGCCGAACGGAGGGCCUGGCAAGUAAGGAGAGAAGUGGAUCAAGCUUCGUGCGCUCGGCGAGGAUGCCGAGAUGCAGUCGGGGAGGAUGUCCCGAGUCGGAACGGCUCGGACCGU